This is a messenger RNA of Scleropages formosus (Asian bonytongue), 4181 nucleotides long. RefSeq names its product zinc finger protein 703-like. The record is from RefSeq and is a predicted model, not a curated record. Gene Ontology annotation, cellular component: nucleus. Lineage: Eukaryota; Metazoa; Chordata; Actinopteri; Osteoglossiformes; Osteoglossidae. Bases 588 to 2390 code for a protein of 600 amino acids. Gene Ontology annotation, biological process: negative regulation of DNA-templated transcription. The transcript is spliced from 2 exons.
CUCCGACCUGCUCAUUAGGGAUGCGGGCUCCAGCGAUUGGACGGCGGCGCCUCGGCUUUGAAGGUCGCCUCGCGAGCGCAAAUACUUUAAGUGUGGAUGGGUGAAGGGAACGCGUCUUAAGAGAAAUACGCGCGGAGGCUCGCGGUUCGAGGGGUGCGCUGUGGGGAUCUCUGGGAUUUUGCGGGGUUUUUUUUCCUCCCCGUCGCACCCAUGCGCGCGCUCCCGCUGCCUCCUUUCGCGGCGUGAAGGGGUUUGUUGCCCUGCGAUCCGGGGCAGUUCGCGCAGCCUGGUGACUGUUGUCUUGGCAGAGAAGGAGGACGGCAGCGGGGCGAUCAGGGCUCGGACCAUGAGCCCUGUCUGAAGGGAGGAGGAAGGGCGCCACCCUGUUCCGCUGUGGACUGCCUGCGCGAGGGGAUCUUAUAAAGAACGUGUGUCUGUCUGUCGUUUAUUUUUGUUUCUCCUGGAUUAUAAGAGAAAUAGAACGAAAAGGGGCCCGACUCGAGUGCGUGGCACCGUGAGUGACACGGACGGUGUGACACAAAUGCGCGCUGAGCCGCCGUCCGCCGCACCGCUUCGCUCCGCUCCAAAUGCGCGAUUCCUCCCUCGGAUGUGACACGCAGCGAGCACGCGAGCACACGCACGAGCGCAGCGACAGCGGCGACGGCCCCCGUUCCCUCGAGCGCCGCGGGACACGAAGCGCGCACGCACCGGCGUCACCGUCCCGGGCCCCGUGCCAGUGCCCGAGUCCGUCCGACCCCGCGCGACAGGCGAGGCGCCUGCCCAUCAGGGUUCUCAAGAUGCUGACCGCGCACACCGGCCACUUGCUGCACCCGGAGUAUCUGCAGCCUCUCACUUCGGCGCCAGUGAGCAUCGAGCUGGAUGCCAAGAAGAGCCCCCUGGCCCUGCUGGCGCAGACCUGCUCACAGAUCGGCAAACCGGACCCGCCACCACCCAGCAAGCUGGGCUCCAUCACCUCCAGUGGCCUUGGAGACAAGGAGCCCACAGGCCGCUCUUCCGGCUCAUCGGGCCUCAAGCUGGGUGAGCACCGACAGCCCCUGGAAGACAAGUCCAGCUUCAAGCCGUACUCCAAAGUGGGCGGCGAGGGCCGCAAGGACGGUCCAGGGAGCGGCGGCUCUGACAAAGCCGGGUUCCGGGUGCCCGGUAGUGGCAGUAGUGCGGCAGCUUGCACGGCCUUUCCGCCGCACGCAGUCUCACCAAAUCCCAGGGUGGGUUCACCCUCCCAGCACGUGGCGCCACAGCCAUCCCCGCCUACUCAGCCGCCCCAGCCUCCACAGGCCCAGCACGCAGACAGCAAGCCAAGCGCUGCCGACCCUGCCGAUGGCGGCCCCGGCGCCAUGAGAAAGGAAGCCGAACUGGGGAGGCCCGGCGCGGACGGUGCCCAACUGGCCAACUCAAGCCACGCCAGGGCCAGCGCUGACUCGAGCAGCAGCAGCUCUGAUGGCAGCCCGCACCAUGAGGGCAAAGGUGAUGCGCAGCCGUCCCAGCAAGCCCUAGGCUCCGGACACAUAGCGCCCGUCUCACCCUUCAAACCGGGCCACUCUGUGUUCCCACUGCCGCCCUCCAGCAUGGGAUAUCAUGGCUCCAUCGUGGGCGCCUACGCGGGCUACCCCUCCCAGUUCGUCCCAGGGUUGGACCAUGCCAAGUCCAGCCUGGUGGCUGGAGGUGUGGGGGUGCCAGGGAAGCACCCCAGCUCCAGCCCGCUCACUGGCGCUUCCCCCCCAUCCUUCAUGCAAGGGCUGUGCAGGGACCCAUACUGCUUGACUUACCCCAACUCUUCCCACCUGGGCGGCAGCAACUGCUCGUCCUGUGUCCACGACCCGUCCUCCACGCUCAAGUCCAGCUUCCCCUUGAUCUACCCGACACACCCGCUCCACCCGCUCCAUCCCGGCUCGCUCUCGUCCAGCGCCACACCAUCUCUCUCCCACCCGCUCUACACCUACGGCUUCAUGCUGCCCAAUGAGCCCCUCUCCCAUGCCUGCAAUUGGGUGUCGGCUGCAGGGCCGUGCGACAAGCGCUUCGCCACCUCCGAGGAGCUCCUUGCCCACCUGCGCACACACACUGCCCUCCCCGGCGUGGACGGCAAGCUGCUCCCCACCUAUCCCUCUGCUCCCGGUUCGUCUGCGGCAGCUGCUGCGGCCGCGGCUGCCUCCUGCCACCUUCACCUGCCUCCGCAGAGCAGUCCCGGCUCCUUCUCCCUGCGGGCUCCACCCAGCCUCGGCUUGGCCCGCUACCACCCUUACAGCAAGGUGCACCUGCCCAGCGCCCCCUCCCUGCCCAUGCACUCGCUGCCAGCCUCGGCGCCCUACUACUCACCCUAUGCCCUGUACAGCCAGAGGUUGGGCUCCGCCUCCGCGCUCGGCUACCAGUGAGUCAUGCUGCCAGGGACUCAACCGCUCCGGAGAGCGGGGGAACUGGCCCAGGAUGCUGCCGGCCACCUGUAGGGGGCACCCUGAGCCUCUGCUCUCACCCGGGUCCUGUAUCGAUCACGCUGGGACGGGGGAUCCGCCAGAGCCACCCUGAGCUUCCAGCGAUGGAAUUUGAGAAAGCAGACACGCUCGCGGCAUGGGAGACACUGGCAGAACUGGUCGUGCGCACGUGACCCCAGAGGAUGCCGGAUGGGCCACUCGUCUCCGUUUCCCUCUGACUCUUUUCACACGGUUUCACACUCAACGACUGAAGAGGUGUAUUUAUUUUUUACAGAGCGCUUGGCUUCCAAGUUCAGGGGGAGUUUAUUAUCUGAACGCAUUGUUCUUAAGUAUUCUUACUAUUCUAAUAAAAAAUAUUAUUAUGCUUAUUAUACACUUUUUAAAAUAAGUUUUGUGGUAUGCAACUUGGCAACAGUUAAUGGCAAGCCUCUAAUGAAGAUAUUUUUUUUUCCUCUCGCACCCUCUCUUUUUCUACCUGUCUCCUAGUGGUUCGACUCCUUGCGUGGAAGGGCGUGCCCUUCACACGUCGCUCACCAGACUGAAAAAGCUUUUUUUAAUUUGUACAGCUCAUGAGGAAAACAUAAUAAGAGAUGUAAUAUUUUUUUGUAUUGUAUUUGUGUGAGCUGGCCAGAAUGGGGGGGUUCAUGGGCUGGGGUGGCAGGUGCUUAAUAAUUAAGGAGAUGAAAUGGCGAUGGCAGUGCUGUCAGUAUAAAGGGGAAGGUCUUAUUUUGUUUAAUAAAUGACAAUGAUUAUAUUUAAACCAUGCAGGUUUUAUUGGACUCUGUUCUGGAUACAGGAUGUUCUCUUUUGGUUUAGGUGCUCUAAGGUCCAAUGUUUGACAUUUAUGUUCAUUCCUCCAAAGUGUCACGCAGCUCAGAGUAAACUAAUAUAUAUAACAGGUAAAGGCUGCAUUGGGCCGUGGAGGACAAGCGCACAAGUUUGCGGAGUUCCUUGUGGAGGAUCUCAUGAGCACUUCUCUCAGCGUGAGUCCAGUGGGACAGAUGUGCUAGUUCAGAACCUGUGCCUGCACCUGCUGUUCUGCCUUUAGGAGAAGGAGAAGGUAAAUCACGCUGGGUGAAUUUGUUCAGCUGCAGACUGUGAACAUCACUGUGGACGGGGGGGCCGCCGCUUAUCGAGCGAAUAAUGAUGCCAGUGGUUACGGUAGGGUUCCCCUCCCUGAGAGUGGCAUACUAAUCCAAAGUUUGAAGAGCCACAGGUGAGAUCUGACCUGGAGGAUGUAGCUUUAAUUAAGAGGUUACUGCUUCUUUCAUUAGCAGCUGGACGACAAAGCAGUUUGCCUAAAAAUCAUGAGAUAAGUAGCCAGUACUUGGCAUGAUAUGCAAUAUGUGGGUGGUGUCUAACAGGAGGUGCAAGCUGAGGUCAGCGCGCUCGUCAGCCAAGCGCUCAGUGGUGCUGAAUGUGUGUCUGGCCCUAUUGUCCUAAAUGAUGGAUGAUUUUGACACUGCCAUGAUGAAUUAGGUGUGAUCCACACCCACCUUGGAUCAUCUCUGAUGGGUUGGGGUGGGGGGUCAGCAGGAGACUGGGGGGCUAUUGAGGGUGACGUGACAGAUUCUUUCCGCGACCUCCUGACCUUUCUUAGACAAGGCACUGCGGACGGGUUUCAACCCCAAAACACCCUGAGCUGCUCUCUUUCUAGGUUUUACCAAGACAGUAGUACCUAACACACGUGGAAAAUAAUAAUAAUAAUAAUAAAACGACAACUUAAAAUUUUUG